Messenger RNA from Bradysia coprophila, 2167 nucleotides. It is a transcript of the gene eEF5, whose product is annotated as eukaryotic translation elongation factor 5. The record is from RefSeq and is a predicted model, not a curated record. Gene Ontology annotation, molecular function: RNA binding; ribosome binding; translation elongation factor activity. NCBI's taxonomy places the organism in Eukaryota, Metazoa, Arthropoda, Insecta, Diptera, Sciaridae. Gene Ontology annotation, biological process: positive regulation of translational elongation; positive regulation of translational termination.
GAUGUCGCAAUGAUACUACUAUGGCCACAUGUGCCUGACAGAUAGAGGCGGAAGUAGCCGCUCAGCAGUCGAAAAUUUUUGUACACAGCCAUCAUAUUCCAUGGUCUUCUCCUGGUUCGACAACCAUUUCUAUCACAUACAUAGACCAUAUACCAAGAUAAUUGGAAAUCAAAUCCGUUCCACAUUCAAUCAAUUUACCGGACACCGAAACAAAACCAAUUUAGUACACAAUGGCCGAAUUAGAUGACGCACAUUUCGAAACUGGAGAUUCCGGUGCAUCGUCCACUUUUCCCAUGCAAUGUUCGGCAUUGCGUAAAAAUGGUUUUGUUAUGUUGAAGGCUCGUCCAUGCAAGAUUGUUGAAAUGUCUACAUCAAAAACCGGCAAGCACGGUCACGCUAAGGUGCACAUGGUUGGUAUCGACAUAUUCAAUGGCAAAAAGUACGAAGAUAUCUGUCCAUCCACUCACAAUAUGGACGUACCACAUGUUAAACGUGAAGAUUACCAAUUGACUGAUAUAAGCGAUGAUGGAUAUUUGACUUUGAUGGGUGACAACGGUGAUUUGCGUGAAGAUUUAAAACUUCCCGAUGGAGAGUUGGGCGGUCAAUUACGUGCUGAAUUCGAUAAUGGCAAAGAACUAUUAUGUACCGUACUCAAGUCAUGCGGCGAAGAAUGCGUUAUUGCCAUUAAAACAAACACAGCUCUUGACAAAUAAAGUCCAUGCUCAUUUCACACCUCACCCCGUUGCUUAUUUCUUUAUUAUUAUAUUUGAAUAAUAAUAAUCUUGGAAGGAAAAAUCAGAUAAAAAAUUUCACACAAAAAAUAUUCUUCUGCCAAAAAAAAAAAACCAACACAAACAACAAAAACCGCAAACAUUCAGAAAUUGAGAGAAAAUAAUUAAUUAAAAAAAAAAAUCAAAACCUCUAAAACCAAUUCGUAAAACAAUAAUAGAACGUAAAACAUUGUUUUGGUUGUUGUAACCGUAACCGUACCCGGAUAACAGAAAAGUCACUACUUAGGCGAUUCAACAAUGAACUAUAAAAUGCGAUCCAGCUGGAAAUGGAAACAUAUAUAAAUAAACAACGGAACAUUAUGUAUAUGUAUACCGCCGCCAUUACAAUGAAAUUAAAAAUUGAAAGAGAAACAAAAGCAAAAAAUUUAUCAAAUCAAUCAAACGCCAAAACUUCAAAAAAUAAUUUAAAAAAAAUCGCGCAUUUCAAUUGCAUAAAUUAAAGAUACAAAUCAAUAGAAAAGUAAAAACCAAUUUUAGUGGUGAAUGUAAAUUAAAAAAAUAAUUUUUGUUUCUGUAAGUGAUAAUUAAUCGAAAUUCAAUUUUUUUUUAUUUAAAUUUUUAGAAAGAGAAAAAUGAAAAAAAAAAACUUUUUUUAAGCACCACAUAAGCAUAUGAGUGCCUAAAUCUAAAAACAAAAACAAGAAAGAAACAAAGAUAAUUAUCUGGGGUUGACUCUUAUCAAUUCAAUUUGAUUUAAAUGUUUUUUUCUUCUUCUUUUUUAACAUAUUGAAUUUAGUCGGUAGAGGUCGAUUUCUUAUACCUGAUUUACGAAAAUAUCAAUUUAAAUUUAGUUUUUUUUUGUGUUGCUCUCGAUGUGUGUGGAGGCAUGUCAGUUUGUUUUCCUUUUUUAUAUUUUUUUUUAUUUUAAACAAAAAGUUUUUGAUUUCUUUUCGUUGACAACUAAAUUUAGAAAGAAGAAAAAGAGAGAGAUAAGAAAUUAUUGCUUUCUGCAUCCUAUCCCCUCCCCCCCCAAAAAAUCAAAAUAAAUAAUGAAAAAACCAGUAAAAAAUGCGCUAAAAUGUUAAUACAAACUUUAAAUUGAAUUUACUUAUUACGUUUUUUGUUUCUUAUUUUUCCUUCAUUGAACUUAAAACAAAAAAAAAAACAUUUUUUAUAUUUAAACAAAAAAAAGAUAAAAAAUUAAAAAGCAAAAAAAACCAAAAUUAUCGUUUUUCAAAUAUCAAUUAUUUUCGAAAUAUGUUCGUCAAAAACUGCAACAAACAGAAAUGAUAAAAUAAAAACAAAAGUAAAAAAAAACCGACAAGGAAAAUCUUAAAUUAAAUUGCAUAUAAAGAACAGACGGCAUUUAAUAAAACAACUAUGUAAUUUAAAUAAUAAAAAAUACGAUAAAAUAAAUGGGACCUUUGUAACCACAA